Messenger RNA from Oryzias melastigma (Indian medaka), 4137 nucleotides. RefSeq names its product rasGAP-activating-like protein 1. NCBI's taxonomy places the organism in Eukaryota, Metazoa, Chordata, Actinopteri, Beloniformes, Adrianichthyidae. The transcript has 21 exons. Gene Ontology annotation, molecular function: GTPase activator activity. The record is from RefSeq and is a predicted model, not a curated record. Gene Ontology annotation, biological process: cellular response to calcium ion; intracellular signal transduction; regulation of GTPase activity. Bases 279 to 2744 code for a protein of 821 amino acids.
AUCAUUAUUUUUUUUUUUUAUUUGAGACCAAAUAUUUGUUGAAGUAGUGGUUUUAAACGCCACAUUAUGCACGGUAUCGAUGUUUCAAAUGCAGCCCCCUGAACAGGUUGGUUUGGUCGCGCGCGCACAUGUCGCGCGCUCCUGUUGGGCUGUGCGCCGUCACGAGCUGAAGGUGUCAUGAAACGAAGAAAACUCACUAGUAGUGGGGAAGAGCGCUAUUAAUAACAGCCCGUAUGGCAACAAAGGAGAAAUUGGAUUAAAAGCCUUUUCUUGCAAACAUGGCAAAGAACACAUCGCUCUAUUUUCGAAUAGUCGAGGGCAGGAAUCUCCCGGCCAAAGAUGUAUCUGGAACCAGUGAUCCUUACUGCAUCGUGAAAGUUGACAGUGAAGUUGUGGCCAGAACUGCCACUGUGUGGAAGAAUCUUAAUCCUUUUUGGGGCGAAGAAUACACGCUGCACCUCCCAAUGGGGUUCCAUUCACUCUCGUUUCUUGUGAUGGACGAGGACACGAUUGGACAUGAUGACGUUAUUGGAAAGAUUACACUAAGCAAAGACGCCAUUGGAUCUCAAGCUAAAGGGAUCGACAGUUGGCUGAACCUGACGAGGGUCGACCCCGAUGACGACGUCCAAGGAGAGAUCCACCUAAGUCUGCAGCUCCUGGAAGGCCCAAAAAAGCCCACCCUGCGUUGUCAAAUCAUUGAAGCCAGAGACUUGGCUCCGAGGGACAUUUCUGGAACCUCGGAUCCUUUUGCAAGAGUUAUUUUCAACAGCCGCAGUGCCGAGACGUCGAUUAUUAAAAGGACCCGUUUUCCUCACUGGGGAGAAACCUUGGAGCUGGAGUUGGAUUCAGAAGGGCUGAGCGAGCAGCAGGGGACUGUUACUGUGGAGGUCUGGGACUGGGACAUGGUGGGCAAGAAUGACUUUCUAGGAAAGGUGGAAUUCCCUGUUGCUUGUUUGCACAAAACACCUCUGUUGGAGGGCUGGUUUCGUUUGCUACCCUUGGGAAACAAUGAGGUUGAUGUGGGGGGCAAGCUGGGUGCGUUGCGUCUGAAGGUGCGUUUGGUUGAAGACCGGAUCUUGCCGUCGAUGUACUACCAGCCCCUCAUUGACCUUCUGGUCGAGUCGGUAAUCUCCCCCGCAGAGGUGGAGGACAGCAGUGCCCUGACCAUGCUGGAGGAGGUGACCACAGUGGAGAGCAGGCAGGAUGUUGCAAUGACUCUGGUGAAGAUCUACCUAGGACAAGGCCUGGUGGUGCCUUUCCUUGACUACCUAAACACCCGGGAGGUCAACCACACCACUGAUCCAAAUACUUUAUUUCGCUCCAACUCACUUGCCUCCAAAGCCAUGGAACAAUUCAUGAAGGCUGUGGGGAUGUUGUAUCUGCACGAGGUGUUGAAACCCAUCAUCAACCGUAUCUUUGAUGAGAGGAAGUACAUCGAGUUGGACCCCUGUAAGAUCGACCUGAACCGCUCCAGACGCAUUUCAUUUAAGGGUGCAGUGUCUGAGGCAGAAGUGCGGGACAACAGCGCAGAGAUGCUGCAAGGUUAUUUAACCAGCAUCAUCGAGUCAAUCGUGAGCUCUGUCGAUCAAUGUCCUUCUGUCAUGAGAGUGGCCUUCAAACAGCUCCACAAGAGAGUCGAGGAGCAAUUUACGGAGCCCGAGAAUGAGGAUGUGAAGUACUUGGCCAUCAGUGGGUUCUUCUUCCUGCGUUUUUUUGCACCUGCUAUUCUCACACCGAAACUGUUCCACUUGAGAGACCAGCACGCUGACACACGCACCAGCAGAACUCUGCUGCUGCUGGCCAAGGCUCUCCAAAGUGUUGGGAAUCUGGGCCUUCAGCUGGGUCAUGGAAAAGAGCAGUGGAUGGCACCUCUUCAUCCCAUCAUCCUUCGCAGUGUGGCUUGUGUCAAGGAUUUCCUGGACAAGUUGAUUGACAUUGAUCAUGAUACUGUGUCGGAGGUGCCUCAGAGGGCCAUACUCCUGCCUUCAGUUAUAGUGAAGGAAGGCUAUCUCCACAAACACAAGGCAGAGGGAACACAGCUGCUGUCCCGCUUUGCAUUUAAGAAGCGCUACUUCUGGCUGACCAGUGAGACCUUGUCCUAUGCCAAGACCUCUGAAUGGCAGGUGCGCUCUUCAAUCCCCGUCCGGUGUGUGUGUGCCGUGGAGAGGGUGGAUGAGAAUGCCUUUCAGCAACAAAAUGUAAUGCAGGUCAUCAGCCAGAACAAUGACGGACAGCUGCAGACCAUGUACAUCCAGUGCAAGAAUGUGAAUGAGCUGAACCAGUGGCUGUCUGCAAUCAGGAAGGCCAGCAUCUACAACGAGCGCAUGCUUCCAUCCUUUCACCCAGGGGCUCAUCGCAGUGGCAAGUGGACCUGCUGCCUGCAGGCGGACCGCGCUGUUCCAGGCUGCAGCAGAACCCAUUCAGCAGUGACUCUCGGAGACUGGAGCGACCCACUGGAUCCUGAUGUAGAAACUCAAAUGAUAUUCAAGCAGCUUCUCCAGGGCAGAGACAAACUCAGGAAAAAGUAUUUGGAGAUGCCUGAUGAUGACCAGACGAGCAAUAAGGAAAUAAGGAUCAACUCUGAUGUUAAUCCAGAUGGAGCAGAAUCCAUCCCUCAGCUUAUGAAGACAGGUCAAAGUGUGGCGGCGCGGCUGUUGGUGGUGAUUGAGGAUCUGGAGCAGGCUCACGUCACCUUCCAGCACAGAGAAAAAGAGGACACCCCCAGUGUCAUUCUGAAUCCCUAGACUGCUCAUGGCCUUGGAUCUAUUAAUGCCUGAAAGGCGGCAAUCGUCCUGUAGUAGGAGGGUUACUAUGAGCUUGAGCUACCAUCUCUCUUAAAAAGUGUCCACACGGCGAAGCCUUUUCCCAGCCUUUUUAAUAGAAUUCUUGAUGCCUGUAUGGGAGAUUUUAUCACUUUGAAUCUUUUUUGCAUUCUCCGAGUGCCACAAAGAGUGCUGAGUGGAGAUUACAAUACUUGACAAUGAAAGGUGGGCGAGGGACUUUGAAGCAUGAUCUGACUUGAUAUUUUUCUGUAGAUAACAAGCAAUCUGUUGCAUGGGCUGCAUCCGCUUGUUAAAUGCAAAGAGAAGCUUUUAUAUUCUGAGACAGACAUCUGUGGAAAAAAAAGGCUUCUUGUAGUGUAAUCCACAGUAUCUGGAAAUGGAGUGUUUUCAUAUUCUUACUUUCAGUGUUUUUACUUCCUUGUUAGAGUAAAUCAGUAUGGCCUCGAUGUAGCAGUGACAUCAUGUCCACAUGUUAUUGCACCACGAGUAAAUGCCAUAUAAAAGCUGCCACCAGUACAGUAAUUGAAAAACUGUUUUACAUUUUUUGUUUGGUGCUACGGCAACUGUAAAAUGAGUUCCCAAUGCGGUUUGCAUUCUAGAAAAUGUCCAUACACUUGUUGCAGCCACAACUAAAGUCAUAUGGGUAAUAUUUACUCAGCUUUCCAAGUGUCAAGACAUGUUUGAGAUGCCAACUUAUUGCUUUUUACUCAAUAAAAGUGAACACAAUUUAAGUAAAAUAUUCAAAUAUGAAACAAUUUAGCUUGAAACCACACACUAUGUACACCACCAUUCCAAAUUGGUGAACAGCCAUGUAAGUAGAAGAUGAAUUGAAAAUAAAAAUUAAAAAUAAAUCAAAGUUUUUAAGCAAUAUUAACUUUAAUUUGUUCAAAAAAAGGCCCUGAAUGUGAACUUGCACAAUUCUGGGAUUUUUUUUCAGGGAAACUCUUUGGUGAAAUUUGCACCUCUUGGCCUUUCCUGAAUUAGGCCACUCAAAUUAAAAUAGGAAACCUUCUUACAUUUUAUUUGAGCACUACAGAAAUUCUGUUCCUCCCCUAAAGAGGACAAAACUAAACAAAAAACACUAUAAAGUGAGUUAAUCAUCAACUAUUUUUCAAUUGACCUUCUUCUCACUAAUCUCAGUGACCAAUUAUUUCAUUGCAAUAUGUUGUGUGUGUUUGCAGGCUUAAUAUUUACUUGAAACUUUUAAUUGUUUUUAUCCCGUUAUACGAUAACAGCCCCCUUCCUGCCUAUUUAUAUCAAAUUUAUAACAAUGAUUUAUUCCAGGUGUGUUGUAACUGUGAGUACAACUGUAUUGUUUAAUAAAUGAAUCCAGUAAACCCUUCUUACAUGAAAA